Strongylus vulgaris is the source of this 564-nucleotide messenger RNA. Lineage: Eukaryota; Metazoa; Nematoda; Chromadorea; Rhabditida; Strongylidae. The record is from the annotation of a GenBank genome assembly.
AUGAAGCACUUAGAAAUACUUGUUGCGAAGGUGGAAUAUCGAACUAGAAUGGCAGAUCCGAGGCGAGGUCUGUGCAGCUCCUUCAUAGCUAGGCUUGUUCCUGGUGAUAAGGUUUACGUGAGAAUACGUGCUGGGACGUUCAAAUUUCCCAAAGAACACAAACAAGUGAUUUGCAUAGGGCCUGGUACUGGAGUUGCCCCUUUCCGAAGUUAUCUUGCUUUCCGCAAUAGAUCUGGUAAAGCAGCCAAAUCCUUGUUGUUUUUCGGAUGUCGAGGGAAAGAAAAUGACUUUUACUUUGAACAGGAAUGGGACCAAAUGCCAAAUACGCGUGUAUAUGCCGCUUUUAGUCGUGAUACUGAUCGAAAAAUUUACGUUCAACAUCUAAUCCUGAAUCAUGCAGAUGAAGUUUGGGAGAUUUUGGGUGAACAGGACGGGCAGGCAUUUGUCGCAGGAAGUUCUGGAAAUAUGCCUAAGGCCGUCGGCGCGGCUAUCGAUAAAAUAGCAGUGGAGCAUGGCUGGACUGAUGGAUCAUUUCUUAGCAAAUUGGAGGCUACAGGGCGAAUG